Molecule: messenger RNA, 708 nt
Organism: Aspergillus viridinutans
Lineage: Eukaryota; Fungi; Ascomycota; Eurotiomycetes; Eurotiales; Aspergillaceae
Exons: 5
Coding region: 1-708 (235 amino acids)
Source: RefSeq, a predicted model, not a curated record
AUGGCCAUCAUAUGGGGUCUCGACCUCCACGAAAUACAAUGGAACAAAUUCAAGGGAGCAAAAAUGUUCAACCGCGCGUACCACCUGCGUCGCACAAAGAUGAUUAUCUACCAGAUGGCCAUGAUAUUCUGCGUCAUUUCUGAGUCGGUUGGAACGGCCGCUUUAUCAGAUUAUCUCGACCAACAAGAUGCCAUCCAGAAACGGCACCCCGAAGCCAAAGUGCACAACAACGACUUCAUUGGCGCUGCCUCGUAUAACAUCUUCGUCGGGGUCUCUGUUGCAACCAUCUUCGGCGCCGCGUUUUUCUUCGACCUGUUCUGGCCGGAAAGACACGAGAGUAAAUCUGUUCGGUUGGCGUGGAAGAUAUCCGGGGUGGUGGUGUCGGUGAUGAUGCUUGGUUCGGCUCUGACCAUGACUAUCAUCACUGCCACACAUAGCGCCCGUAUCACCGGGACCGACGCCGCAUCCGCCAGGAAAUACUGGGAAGAACCGACCAAGAAGCCUGCUCUGCAAUACCGGACAAACCCCAAAGCUAUUACAUCAGUUGUCUUUGCGUGGCCUGGUUGGGUUGCGACUGUUGCGAGUACUGCCAUUCUGUUCAUGUCCCAUAAACAUGACGACGAGCAGGGCCCGAAAUCGAACUAUGGACGCGAGACGGAGAGCGUUCCGGCAAUCCAGGAAACGGAGGGUAAAGCGACGACUGUAUAG